UUAAACCCCAUUUCUCAUUUAUUCAAACCAACCUCUCCACUUUCAAAAAAAUUCUCUCAAAACCAUAUCAACCAUGGCUGUGGUUCACGACCUCAAUCCCGUCAUCAUCAUCCCCUUUGUUUUGCUUUCUGUUUCUCUCUUCAACACUUCAUUUUCUCAAUCCCAAGCCCCUCCGCCGGAUCCAGCCCCAGCCCCGGCCUCCGACUCAUGCAACGGUGUAUUCUUAUCGUACACCUACAACUCAGGCCGUGCCAUCCCUCCCACCGACCCAACCAACCAAGCGUACCGUUUCGAGUCCACUUUAAGAGUUGUAAACAACGGACGUCACGAGCUCAAGUCUUGGAGAGCGUUCGUGGGGUUCAAUCACAGGGAACUUUUGGUCUCUGCUUCUAACGCUGUUUUGGCAGAUGGGAAUUCGCUCCCUGAUGCGGUCGGGAACGGUGCCGUUUUCGCCGGGUUCCCCAUGAGUGACCUUAAAUCGGCAGUAGAGACCGCCGGGGAUACGUCGCAAAUGGAGGUUAGCGUCGGGUUGGUGGGUACACAGUUCGGUGUCGGCGCUCCGGAUGUUCCCAUGCCGCUUAAUAUUAGCCUUGUUAAUGAUGGGUAUACUUGUGUUAAUGCCACAAAUCAAGGGAACCGUGUGAUGCACGUAUGCUGCGUUAUUCAAGAUACAAACUCAAACAGAGGGGUAAAUGAAGAAUUCUUGCCCAGGCAAGAUGGUGAUCUUAUAAUAAUGUAUGAUGUGAUUAGGGCGUAUGAUGUUAAUUACUGGGCACAGGUUUCGAUCUCGAACCAUGACCCUCUCAGUCGCCUGGAUAAUUGGCAAUUGAGCUUUGAUUGGAUGAGGGAAGAAUUCAUUUACACUAUGAGAGGAGCUUACCCUUAUGUUGUUGAUACAACGGACUGUGUUUUUGGCAGGCAGGGUCAGUACUAUCAAGACAUGGAUUUUUCUCAGGUAUUGAAUUGUCAAAGAAGGCCUACCAUUAUCGACCUACCUCCGACGAUGGCGAAUGACUCCAAUCUUGGACGAAUCCCCUUCUGCUGUCGAAAUGGGACGAUUCUGCCUCCUUUGAUGGAUCCGAGCAAGUCUCGAUCAUCUUUCCAAAUGCAAGUUUACAAAAUGCCACCAGACUUAAAUAGGACAGAGCUAGCUCCACCUCAGAAUUGGAAGAUCAAUGGCACUAUGAAUCCGGAUUAUGAAUGCGGGUCUCCGAUGCGAGUUAGCCCGAGUCAAUUCCCUGAUCCUAGUGGUUUGCCUUCAGAAACAGCAGCAAUUGCUAGUUGGCAAGUAGUCUGCAAUAUGACACAGUCCAGGCAGGCAGUUCCAAGAUGUUGUGUUUCGUACUCGGCGUUUUUCAAUGAUUCUGCUAUCCCAUGCAAUACAUGUGCCUGUGGCUGCAACAGCAACCCAAGCCAAACCUGCAGUGCUUCAGAGCCGGCUCUACUUCUUCGACCCGAUACUCUUCUUAUACCUUUCGAGAACAGAACUGCUGAAGCUUUGGAGUGGGCUGAUAUAAAACGACGAACAGUUCCGAAUCUCUUGCCGUGUGGAGAUAACUGUGGAGUUAGCAUAAACUGGCAUGUAUUAUCCGAUUUCAAAGAUGGUUGGAGUGCAAGGAUCACUUUAUUUAACUGGGGUGAAUCUAGAUUUGAAGAUUGGUUCGCGGCCGUUCAAUUGGAUAACGCCGUACCAGGCUUCGAAGAAGUCUACACCUUCAAUGGAAGCGUGCUGCAAGGCUCCAACAACACAAUAUUCAUGCAAGGCCGUCCAGGAUUGAAUUAUCUUCUAGCGGAAACAGAUGGUUCCAAUCCAAGAAAGGAUCCCCGUGUUCCCGGAACACAACAAUCGGUUAUCUCAUUCAAGAAGAAGUCUACACCGGGUAUUCAAGUGGCAACCCGGGAUGGGUUUCCGACCAAAGUGUUGUUCAACGGAGAGGAAUGUGCACUUCCCACUAUACUUCCUAGCAAAGCUCCCAUGAUCAGUGCAGCAAGCAGCAUUGUUGGCUUUCUAACACUUGCUCUGCUAUUGCUAAUGUAGUACUGAUAAGCUUUUGGAUUGCUUGCCUUUAAUUGCUCCAAAUUCCUUCUAUAACUAAUGUUUUUAAGUUGCACUACUCCAUAUGUUCAAUUAUUCAUC
This is a messenger RNA of Hibiscus syriacus, 2137 nucleotides long. Its product is annotated as COBRA-like protein 7. The record is from RefSeq and is a predicted model, not a curated record. Gene Ontology annotation, cellular component: membrane. The transcript has 2 exons. Lineage: Eukaryota; Viridiplantae; Streptophyta; Magnoliopsida; Malvales; Malvaceae. The coding region runs from base 74 to 2038 and encodes 654 amino acids. Gene Ontology annotation, biological process: cellulose microfibril organization.